AUGGCUACCGCGAAACCUAAAACAGUGUUCUCCGACGAGAAAAAUCCUAGAGGAAUUCCAAAAGCGCCCUUUAUUGCAGAUGUCGAAGAAUACAUAGGCAGUCCUGACGCCAGCAUCGAGUCAACAAUGAAAGUCUUCCAAGAUGCACUGGCCAAGUACCGAUUCAUGGACUCCAGCCUAACCCAGCGACGCGCGAGCCUUGAGCAGAAAAUCCCGGAUAUUCGCAAGACGUUGGACAUGGUUGAAUAUCUCCAAGAACGAAGAGAGGGCAAAAGUAAAGCCAAAGACGACGAGGACGACCUAGACGAUCUUGAUGAUGAAGAAGAGGGAGAUGCUACGAAACCUCUUACCACGACAUUCGAGCUGAACGACACGUUAUACGCUGAAGCUGAGCUCGAAGAUACAGAUACUGUAUAUCUAUGGCUUGGGGCCAACGUCAUGCUGUCCUACAAAAUUCCAGCAGCCAUCACUCUAUUAAAGUCCAAACUAGACGCUGCACAGACAAGUCUGGACAACACAAUCGAAGACCUCGAAUUUCUACGAGAGCAACUCACGAUCAUGGAAGUCAAUACCGCGCGCCUUUACAACUGGGACGUCAAACGCAGACGGGAGAAGCGCGAAAGGGAACAAAAAGCUGUAACUGCAACUUCCACUGUAGUCACAAAAUAA
Psilocybe cubensis is the source of this 669-nucleotide messenger RNA. RefSeq lists its product as uncharacterized. Lineage: Eukaryota; Fungi; Basidiomycota; Agaricomycetes; Agaricales; Agrocybaceae. The transcript is spliced from 5 exons. Gene Ontology annotation, biological process: tubulin complex assembly; protein folding; microtubule-based process. Bases 1 to 669 code for a protein of 222 amino acids. Gene Ontology annotation, cellular component: prefoldin complex; cytoplasm. The record is from RefSeq and is a predicted model, not a curated record. Gene Ontology annotation, molecular function: tubulin binding.